GAUACCCGACUCUGGUGUUGCAGGUGGCAGCGCGUCCCUUCAUGGGCCUGGCGACUCAGCGCUCUUCAGCCUUGCCCUCUGGUUCCCGCUCGUGACUGUCAUCGCCUCAUCACUCCUUGCUGCGGAGAGCAUCGCAGGGACUUGGAGGACCGGCAUCGAUCGCUUUGGCCCCCGAGUGUCCGUCCGAGCCGAGGGGAGCCCGCCCUCCGGCCCCUUCUCUGGGCCUGGCCAGGCACCUUGCCCGCAGGCGCACAGAUGCGAGCACGGAGCAGCAGAUCACGGAUGCUGGACCUCGCCACGUUGACAAGAUUUCUCUGGGAUACUGCGGAGGAUUACUUUGAAUUGCGGUGGCUACCUGUGGUCUGGAAUAUUUAGAACUUAAGUCUAUUAUUUCGGGCACCAUGACUUUGAGGCUUUUAGAAGACUGGUGCUGGGGGAUGGACAUGAGCCCUUGGAAAGCACUGUUGAUUGCCGGCAUCCCCGAGAGCUGCAGUGUGGCAGAAAUCGAGGAGGCGCUGCAGGCUGGUUUAGCUCCCCUAGGGGAGUAUAGACUGCUUGGAAGGAUGUUCAGGAGGGAUGAGAACUGCAAAGUAGCCCUAGUCGGGCUUGCUGCGGAGACUAGUCGUGCACUGGUCCCUAAGGAGAUACCGGGAAAAGGGGGUAUCUGGAGAGUGCUCAUUAAGACCCCCGACCCAGAUAAUGAUUUUCUAAGCAGAUUAAAUGAAUUUUUAGAGGGAGAGGGCAUGACAAUGGGUGAGUUGACCAGAGCUCUUAGAUAUGAAAAUGGCUCCUUAGACCUAGGGCAGGGCAUGAUCCCAGAAAUGUGGGCCCCUAUGUUGGCACAGGCAUUAAAUGAGGCUCUUGAGCCUGCCCUGCAGUACUUCCACUAUAAAAAGCUGAGCGUGUUCUCAGGCAGUGAUUCUCCAGAACCGGAAGAAGAAGAAUUUGAACCCUGGCUGUUUCAUACUACUCAGAUGUUAAAGGUGUGGGAGGUGUCAGAUGCAGAGAAGAGAAGGCGAGUGCUAGAGAGCCUUUGAGGCCCAGCACUUGAUGUUAUUCGUGUCCUCAAGAUAAACAAUCCUUUAAUUACUGUUGAUGAAUGCCUGCAGGCUCUUGAGCAGGUAUUUGGGGUUACAGAUAGUCCUAGAGAGUUGCAUGACAAAUUUCUAAACACUUACCAGAAGGAGGAAGAAAAGUUAUCUGAUUAUGUACUAAGGCUGGAGCCUUUGUUGCAGAAGCUGGUACAGAAAGGAGCAAUUGAGAGAGAUGCUGUGAAUCAGGUCCGCCUAGACCAAGUCAUUGCUGGGGCAGUCCACAGAACAGUUCGCAGAGAGCUUAAUCUGCCGGAGGAUGGCCCAGCCCCUAGUUUAUUGCAGUUACUGGUACUAAUAAAGGAUUAUGAAGCAGCUGAGGAGGAGGAGGCCCUUCUCCAGGCAGUAUUAGACGGGCAUUUCACCUGAAUCUCAGGGAAUCACAAAGGGAUAUAGCAAUGAGCAGAGCAUGAAAGUAGAACAGUCUAUACUCUUGUGACACACAAAAUCCCUACCUUGUGCUGCCAAGUUACUCGUUUUUGUGCAGUUGUCAGUAUAAGCCCUUUGUUAUUUCUGUGCCUAUUUAAGAUCUAAAGGUGUCAAUGACUAGGAAGGAUGUAGUUCUACACUGCUGUUUACCUAUUUAAAUUCAUUCCUGUGAAUAUCUUGUUUGUUGU
Callithrix jacchus (white-tufted-ear marmoset) is the source of this 1708-nucleotide messenger RNA. The record is from RefSeq and is a predicted model, not a curated record. Lineage: Eukaryota; Metazoa; Chordata; Mammalia; Primates; Cebidae.